GGUCUCUCUUUUUAAAACUAUAGCACACUGACGCAUUCUUAACGACUGGCGACUGUCGCAAUCUAGACUGGUAUUCGUAUUGAUUAAUUAACAACAACAAUAAGCUAUUUCGAAACUAAUGUCUGCAGCGGUUCAGAAACAGGUAAUCCCAAAGUUUAUACCGAAGCCAUUUCAUAGGUGGUUAGGCAAUGACCGUCUAUUCAAAUGCCUCAUUCCUCUAGAGAGGUAUACAUUGGUGCGCUACUUUAAUUCAGUUUACAAUACUGCCCCCCUCUUUAAGUGGUCGCUCUCAGUUGUGCCAUUAUAUUCAAUUUUUGCUGAAUCCAAACCAGUCGACAAGCUUGACGUAAACUCAAGUGUGGCUUUGUUUUCAACCGGUUUCGUCUGGACUUUCUACUCGCUGAUGAUUCAACCUCAGAAUUCAGGAAGCCGUUCAUUAGCUCUUGUCAACUUAUGUCUUGCAUGCGUUCAUGGAUACAACUGUUUCAGAAUUCUAUCAUACAAUUUGGAACAAGGUAAAUUGGCAAAAAAAAAUAAAUAGGAUAGGGUGCUUUGUGAGGUUUUGUUUUUAUUGAAAUUAUGUGACAGAGGCGAUCUUGUCUACGAAUAAUAGAAGCGAAGUCAGUGAACUGUUAGCGCCUUUCGAAUUAUAUUUAUAGAAAGUAUUCCACCAAUUCCUAUAGGAAAAAAAGGUAGUUAAAUGGAAGGUAUAUAUGUUUUCUAAUUUGUUCAUAAAUUUAGCAGUAAAGCGUAAUGUGGACCAAAAAAAAGAUCUUUACAGAUAAUUUGGACGCAAAAAAAAA
Molecule: messenger RNA, 803 nt
Organism: Phytomonas sp. Hart1
Lineage: Eukaryota; Euglenozoa; Kinetoplastea; Trypanosomatida; Trypanosomatidae
Source: the annotation of a GenBank genome assembly